AUGAAUAGAACAGUGUCAGCUGAAGAAUCAACAAUAUCACAAGACAGUGAUUCGCCACCUAAGAAAAAAACUGGGGAAAUAAAGAAAGAAGCUUUGAGACCAGUCAAAAGUCUUGAACCAGUUGCACAAGAUAAUUACGAAUGCUCAAUAUGCUUAAGUUGGCUAAAGGAACCAGUCGUUACGAAAUGUGGUCACAGAUUUUGCAAAAUUUGUUUGGAAGAAUGGCGGACUAAAAAGAAUUCAAAAUGCCCUCUUGACGAUAUGAAUCUAUCAGUUGAUGACAUUUUUCCCGACAAUUAUACAAAACGUGAAAUUGAAAAUAUGAGAAGAAGUUUUCCAGAUCAAUUUGAACCGCCGAAUCAGAUAUUUGAAUGUCGCUUUUCAACAAUAUCAUGCGAUUUUAAGAGUAGUGAUCCACAAGAAGUCGAAAACCAUAUGAAAAAUGAAUACAAAGAACACAUUGACAUGCUUCUUAGUAGUCAUCUUAAAUCUCAAUAUCAUACUUGGGAACCAUCUGAAAAAUCUCCAACAGAAACUGCAAACAAAGUAACACUUUUUCAACAACAAACAACACGUGAGCUUAUCAAUGCAAUGUAUGAACGAAUUGUUGUGUUAGAACAACAAAAUCGUGAACAGGAAUUAAAAAUCGCGAAACUUGAGCAAUUAGAAACAAAACGAAAUGGAAUUUUGGUGUGGAAAUUUGAAGACUUCCGAAAAAAGUUUGAAACAAUGCAAUUGAAUCCCCAAACAAUGUAUUAUAGUUCGGAGUGCUACACAGAUCCAAACGGUUAUAAAUUUUGUGCCAGAAUCAAUUUGUCGCAGAAGGAAAAAGAUUGUUUAAGUUUUCACAUCCAUUUAAUGCGUUCAGACAAUGAUUAUCAUCUAUCAUGGCCAUUUAUCGGUAGAAUUAAAAUCACAAUGAUUAAUAAGGAUCCUACAUUUAAUCAAACAGACAUUUUAAUGAGUAAACCCGAAAUCAAAGCUUUCCAUCGACCACCAGAAGACAUUUCACCACGCGGUUUUGGAUUCACUGAGUAUGCAUUUAUAAAUGAAAUUAUAAAACGUGGUUUUAUUGAUAAUAACGAUUGCUUAACAAUCAAAAUUGAAAUGAAUAUUGUUUAA
Molecule: messenger RNA, 1122 nt
Organism: Clunio marinus
Lineage: Eukaryota; Metazoa; Arthropoda; Insecta; Diptera; Chironomidae
Source: the annotation of a GenBank genome assembly